This is a messenger RNA of Mobula hypostoma (lesser devil ray), 1017 nucleotides long. Its product is annotated as sialic acid-binding Ig-like lectin 7. The record is from RefSeq and is a predicted model, not a curated record. The coding region runs from base 1 to 1017 and encodes 338 amino acids. Lineage: Eukaryota; Metazoa; Chordata; Chondrichthyes; Myliobatiformes; Myliobatidae. The transcript has 4 exons.
AUGCUGGAUCUGAGAACAAUCAGAAAGGUGUUCUUCCUUCUGCCACUUCAAGCUGUGGUGUCUGAAGAGUGGAGAGCUGACAUUCCAACAGAAGUGACAGCGCAGAGGGGCUUGUGUGCCCGGAUUCCAUGCCACUACAGAUACCCAUCAAGUCUGGAAAAUGAACGGCGAACCGGAGUGUGGUUCAAUAAUGUGGAAUGGAAAGCAAAUUCUAUAGUCUUUCACUCUAGAGAUCAUGCAUAUGAGUCAUCAAAAUUCCAACAUCGAACUCAGCUGACUGGAGAUCUGUAUGACAGUGACUGCUCCCUGGUUAUAAACAACAUUGAAGAGGAAGAUAGAGGCCCUUAUUUUUUCAGAAUAGAAUUUACAAAUGAUCACAAUUUUGACUACCCAGUCAUACAGCUUCAUGUUUCUGAUUUCACAGAUAAAUCUUCGAUAUUUGCCACUGAAAUGGUUGCAGGAAAGCCUGUGAAAAUAACCUGCACCUUCAAAUCUACGUGUGAGAAAAUGACACCCACGUUAACCUGGGACACCCCCACUGAUGUUUCAGCUUCGAGCUCAAGCAGAAUGACUCAGUGGGGUGACACUCUGACAUAUACUUCAGUUCUGACCAUGAACCCAGCACCUAAACACCACGGGCAAAGUCUCACCUGCAGAGUCAGUUACCCAUCUGUUUCAUCGGAGCAGACCCUCACACUAACUGUGCGGUAUAAACCCAAGGAUGUGAAAAUCCUGUCCAGUGAUUCUGUGGUCAAGGGAUCACAGGUUACGUUACGAUGUGAGAGUGUCGGGAAUCCACCUGCAGACACCUACCAGUGGAAGAAGGUGUGUUCUGGGAUGGAGAUGAGACUCGAAGGGUUCAGACAUGAGCUUCAGAUCCGUAUUUCAGCCGAGGAUGAGUCCUGUGCCUAUUAUUGCAGAGCUGGGAAUGUAAUUGGAGAUCAGGAUUCUGAACCCAAACGCUUUAACGUCCAGUGUAAGUAUUCACAUUUUGAUAAAACCUUCACCUUCAUCUGA